This is a messenger RNA of Haliotis rufescens (red abalone), 1149 nucleotides long. Its product is annotated as ankyrin repeat, PH and SEC7 domain containing protein secG-like. NCBI's taxonomy places the organism in Eukaryota, Metazoa, Mollusca, Gastropoda, Lepetellida, Haliotidae. The transcript has 4 exons. Gene Ontology annotation, molecular function: protein binding. The record is from RefSeq and is a predicted model, not a curated record. The coding region runs from base 1 to 1149 and encodes 382 amino acids.
AUGACAGAUUGCAUAUCUAGUCCGGAAUAUGUGGUGGAAGUUUCCUCGCAGAGAGACUCUAAUGAAAAAAGGAAGAUAUGGGAUUUUCAUGCUUCUCAAAAACACAUAAACUUUGAGGAGUCAGCUGUGUCCCAGAUAUGUCGGGCUGACUGUCCACACGGCUUUCCUCACGUGUGUAAAAUGUUUGUCACAGCAUAUGAAAAGGAUCAGAUUCUGUGUCCAGUGGAGACUUUUUUUCAAAUGCCUCUUGCUUUCCUCAAACAGACCUUGAAUAAAUUUCUUAAAGAAGAGACAAAGCGUUCAUUGUUCAUGGCAAUGAUUAAAAGAGAUGGGAAGAUCAGUGGACAAGAGUUGGAGGAGGAUGACAACCUUGGGUAUGCUUGCAUAUCAGCUGCUGAGGAUUUGAUUCUGUCUCUUGGCCCUGACCUGAAUGUACAGAAUGAAACAGGGGAUACAGCACUUCAUACAGCCGCAAGGCUUGGGUCUGCAGGGUGUGUUGGUGAGUUACUAAAGGUUGGAGCUGAUGUGAAUGUACUGAAUAAUACAGGUGCCACACCACUUCAUGAAGCAGCAAGGUGGAGAUCCCCAGAGUGUGUGGGUCUGUUCCGGAAGGCUGGAACGGAUGUGAAUAAUAAAACAGGUGACACCCCACUUCAUAAAGGGGCAGCAGAAGAGUUGAGAUCUACAAAGAGUGUAGAUGCGUUACUGAACGCUGGAGCUGCCAUUAAUGUAAAGAAUGAUUCAGGUGACACACCACUUCAUGCAGCAGCAGAACGGGGAUCUACAGAUUGUGUUGAUGUGUUGCUGAAGGCGGGAGCUGACAUUAAUGUACAGAACAAUACAGGUGACAAACCACCACUUGCAGCAGCAGAACGGGGAUCUGCAAAGUGUGGUGAUGCCUUACUAAAGGCUGGAUCUGAUGUGAAGGCUGGAGCUAAUGCUUAUGUAGAGAAUAAAACAGGUGACACUCCACUUCACAAAGCAGCAGCAGCAAAGAUGUUUACAGUGUAUAUAGAUGUGCUACUGAAGGCUGGAGCUAAUGCUUAUGUAGAGAAUAAUACAGGUGGCACUCCACUUCACAAAGCAGCAGCAGUGUUGAUGUUGAGAUCUACGGAGAGUGUUGAGACUGGAGAUGAUGUGAAUGUGUAG